Messenger RNA from Frieseomelitta varia, 648 nucleotides. RefSeq names its product cx9C motif-containing protein 4. The transcript has 4 exons. The coding region runs from base 185 to 433 and encodes 82 amino acids. Lineage: Eukaryota; Metazoa; Arthropoda; Insecta; Hymenoptera; Apidae. Gene Ontology annotation, cellular component: mitochondrial intermembrane space. The record is from RefSeq and is a predicted model, not a curated record.
AUCGGCAUUGCUUCACGCGAGGUAAGUCGAAUAUCGGAUGUAUCUUUCAUGUUCUACUAAAAGUCCAUCAUAAUGAAAAUUUGUAAUACAAUUUACGAUCGAUUCAAUUGCAACUGUUGAUUGCAUAAGCUGUACUUACAUCAUUAAACGAUUGCAUAUCUAUAACUCCAUUUGAUUUUUUCGUAUGACGACUACUGAUCCGUGUAAAAAGUUUGCGUGUAAAUUACAACAGUGUUUGAAAGGUACACAACACAUAUUGAUUAAUUAUUCAACUUCAGAUAACGUUUAUCAACCGUCACGUUGUGAGGAAGUUCUAGAGGAAAUUAGGCAGUGUUGCAUCAAACAUUCUACUAUUUCAGUAGUCUGUGAUGGUAUAGACACUUCCAAACCAUACGAACAUAAUACAGUAGAUUACAGGAAAGCACAGAAAUAGAAUAUUCAUCAUGAGUAAUCGCACGAAAUUUGUUCUUCACCGUUUAGAAGAUGCCAAAAGGAAAAGAACGAUAGCAGUUUAUGUUAUAGCAGGUUCAGCUAUUCUGUUAUCAAGUAUUUAUCAGUUUGCACGGUCACCAGAAAUUCCAAAAACCAAGCGUGUAUAAAUAUGAUUUGAUACAAGUAAUGUAUUAAUAAAUAGUAAAUACAUAUAUA